GCUCUUUCGGCCGGCAAGGGCGGUGGCGCGCAUGCGUACGGCGACGGGGCCCGGGCGUUGCGCCGCUGGGCCCCGGCGCGCCUUCGGACUGACGGCAUGCUGACUCCCAGGCCUUGGGAUACUGUGUCGCUUCCAUAGAGAUGUCACACCGAGGUGGUGAGCGAGACUUCCAGACUUCAGCCCGGCGCAUGGGCACCUCUCUGCUUUUCCAGCUUUCAGUACAUGAACGGGAGCUGGACCUGGUGUUUUUGGAUCACAGCUAUGCCAAGCCAUGGAGCGCUCACCCAGAUGCCAGCAGUGCCCGCCCAACCCGCAUGCUCUUUGUCACCCCCAGGCGUCACCAGGACAGUACCAUUGAGGCAGACAUUCCUAUCGAUGUGGAGACUGUCACUUCUACUCCAGUGCCACUCUAUGACAACCAGAAGGCACGAAGUGUAAUGAAUGAGUGUGAACGCCAUGUCAUCUUUGCCCGGACUGAUGCUGAUGCUCCACCCCCACCUGAGGACUGGGAGGAGCAUGUGAACAGGACUGGUUGGACAGUUGCCCAGAACAAGCUAUUCAACAAGAUUCUCAAAGCCUUGCAGUCUGACCGGCUAGCCCGGCUAGCCAAUGAAGGGGCUUGUAAUGAGCCUGUAUUGCGGCGAAUUGCUGUGGAUAAGUGUGCAAGGAGAGUUCGACAGGCACUGGCAAGUGUGAGUUGGGACAUUAAACUGGUCCAGUGGUUGCAUACAACGUUGGUGGAAACCCUGAGCCUGCCUAUGUUAGCAGCCUACCUUGAUGCCCUGCAGACAUUGAAAGGGAAGAUACCAACCUUGAUUGACCGGAUGUUGAUGUCAUCUACCACAAAGACUGGGGCAGCAGGAGCUGAAGCCUUGUCUCUCUUGCUCAAAAGGCCCUGGGAUCCUGCUGUGGGAGUGCUUUCUCAUAACAAACCAAGCAAACUCCCUGGAUCUCCACUGAUUCUCAUUGCCUCCUCUGGUCCCUCGAGCUCCAUGUUCCCUACCUCUCGAAGGCAUCGCUUUUGGCAGUCACAGCUCUCCUGCUUGGGCAAGGUCAUCCCAAUUGCCACUCAUCUCCUAAACAAUGGGAGUGGAGUAGGAGUUCUUCAGUGUCUUGAGCACAUGAUUGGGGCUGUUCGAGGCAAAGUACUAGAGAUUCACAAUCAUUUCCCCCACAAACCUAUCAUCUUGAUUGGCUGGAAUACAGGAGCCCUGGUGGCUUGUCAUGUAUCAGUGAUGGAGUAUGUCACAGCAGUUGUCUGCCUUGGAUUUCCUCUGCUUACAGUGGAUGGGCCAAGAGGGGAUGUGGAUGACCCUCUCCUGGAUAUGAAGACGCCAGUCCUCUUUGUUAUUGGCCAGAACUCCCUACAGUGUCAUACUGAGGCCAUGGAGGACUUUCGGGAGAAGAUCCGUGCUGAUAACAGCAUGGUGGUAGUUGGAGGAGCUGAUGACAAUCUCAGGAUAAGCAAAGCAAAGAAGAAGUCUGAAGGUCUGACUCAGAGCAUGGUGGACAGAUGUGUCCAGGAUGAAAUUGCAGACUUUCUGACUGGUGUGCUCACUCGUGCUGAGGGUCACAGCAGCUCUGAGCCCCGAGAUCAGGAUGCUGAGAAGAAGAAGAAACCUCGUGAUUCAGCCCGCCGGGACUUAGCUUUUGAACUUCCUGAACGGGGAAGUCGGCCUACCUCUCCUGCUGCUAAACUUCCUGCCUCACCUUCUGGUUCCGAGGAUCUAUCAAGUGUGUCUAGCAGCCCCACCUCUAGUCCGAAGACCAAAAUGGCUACAGUGACUUCUGCCCCUAAGUCUAGCCAAAUUGGCACUGCCCAGCUAUUGAAGAGACAUGUACAGCGGACAGAAGCUGUCUUGACCCAUAAACAGGCUCAAGCGCAGUUUGCUGCUUUUCUGAAACAAAACAUGCUGGUGAGGAAAACUCUUCCUCCCGGCACCUCCUCCUGUCUCUUUGUUCCCAUCACCUCAGACCAAGCCGAGGAAGCUGAUAAAGAAGACCUUCGGGGCCAGCUGAAGCGUCAGCAUCCUCCUAGCCCCCCUCCGGGCAGCAAGGCUUCCAAGAGAGCCAAGAUCAAAGUGACCAUUGUCUCUCAUGGGGAUGGAGCUAGUGGACCAAGUCUCCCAUCCCAAGCAGGAACCACUGAGGGAGGAAAGCCCAUUACUGUGACUCGGGGGCAAGCUGCCGUAGGUGCCAAGGAGCUAACAGGGCUUCUCACCACAGCCAAAUCAAGUGCAGCUUCUGAAGCAGUGUCAGUGAGCCCAGCUUCUUCCUCCAUUAUUCCCAACAGUACUGCUCCUAGUGCCUUCCAUACUCUGCAGAGCCGCUUGGUGGCCAGUGGUGGUCACUGUGUGGCAGCCUCCCCUGGCAGCACACUCCCAGGGUCCACAUCUGCCAGCAGCCUCCUCCAGGGUCUCAGCUUCAGCCUGCAGGAUAUCAGCAGCAAAACUCCUACCCUUCCAGCUAGUGCUUCCCCAGGGCCAGCCACACAGACCACCAGUGUGAAGUUGCCUACCCCUAUGCAGAGCCUGGGUGCCAUCACCACAGGCACUGGCACCAUUGUUCGUACCAUUCCUGUGGCCACCACCCUCUCCUCCUUGGGUGCCACUCCUGGUGGGAAGCCUACAGCCAUCCACCAACUGCUGACCAAUGGGGGCCUUGCCAAGUUGGCCAGUAGCCUCCCUGGCCUGGCUCAGAUUUCUAAUCAAGCAGCAGGCUUGAAGGCCCCAACCACCAUUACAGUAACUCUGCGAGGCCAACCCAGCCGUGUCACCACAUUGAGCCCAAUGGGCACAGGAGCUGCUUCCCUAGAGGAGUCCACUUCUCAGGCUCUGCCUUCUACCCCACAGCGAUUGCCGCCAGCUCCUUGAAGACCCCUGUGUAACGUUUCCACUCUCAUCGUCUGUGAUGGCUGCCUUCCAAGAACCCCGCAGGCACAAUGACUGCUUUGUGAUGUUGUCUGCCUUCUUGAAGACUUCCUUUGAGAUUGUCCUUGUUUGCCUGCUCAAUCAUCAAGGAUAGGCAUCUGAGUCUUUAGAGCCAGUGGGCUAGGUAACCUCACUAUUCAGCAAAAUGCAAUACCAUCCUCUGGGAUCUGCAGGUUUUGGCCUCCACGCCACUCCUUUCUCCGCUUCCCUCCCCUUCCUUUUCCCCAAACCCCCUUUAAUGCAGUGGAUAGCUAUACUACUGGGGCUCGCACACUUUAUAGGCAUUAUCACCACAUGGGAUUAGAAGCUCUCAUUCUCAAAGAGGAAAAAGCUUCUUGCCUUUUAGUAGGGUUACUGAGGUCAAAACAAACAAAAGGUGAGAUUAGUAAGAAGCAAUGGCUUUCGUGAUAAGAUACCAGCCAAGCCAAUCAGGUGACAGCCAGGCUGGUAGUCACCCCUCCUCAUCAGCCAUAUCUGAACAUGAGUGCAAAUGUUGCAUUUUUGAGGUUUAAUAAAGCUGUUUCUCUUUGAAGGUCUCUGUUGCCCUCUGUGGCAAGAAUGGGAGGAGACUGUGUAUAAGGAUUAGCAGAAAGAAAGCCUAGCCUCCUGACUCUACAUAUGGUCAUGAAGGCAUCCCAGCAGUUUUGCUUUGCAGUACCUUAUAGGGCAAUAAAUCUGACACAGCUCUCUGAUCUAGAAGUCAAACCAGGAUCCCUAGAGACCUGAAGACUCUUUUUCAAACCUGUCUUAAUGAAGGUGAUGAAGACUCAGUUGACAUCUCUAGGCCCUUCUGAUUCAACCCAUCUGUCUGCUGAGUAAACAGCAGCACCUGAGGAUAGUGCCAGCCAAGGCCUAUUUCAUUUCACAUUGGAUACUUCCAGUAGGUAGAAGGCUAGCAAGUCAGGAGGGACUGCAGAGAAGGAAGUAAAUAAUGGAACAGCUUAAGGGAGCAGCAGUAGGCAAGUUAGCUAACAUGAUUUGUUCUUGGGCUUUGCAUCCCAUUCAACUUUUACUCAAGCAUUGGUGUCUGUGUGAGUUGUGGGGCACAGGCUAUUGAGCCUCAGGAAUAAUUAGGCCAAAUGAGUCAGAAUAGGGAUUGUUACCCAUAUUUAGCAAAAAGGAUGAGAAAGACCAAGUUAUUCUCUACUACCUGGAUGCUGUGGAGUUUAGCCAAACAUGCCAAAUGCUGGACACUUCAUGAAGUGUGUGGGAGUCAGGAAUGCCACUCCUUCCUCCAUUUUCUGGGUGGCUACCUUUUUUAUUUUCUCAUCUGGAAGUUGGAGAUAGUUAAGUAGCCAAGUGAUGACUGUCAGGCCCAGCUCAGUAAGCAGAAAGAUCUCUAGGGAAGUUGUUAGAAAUGGAGACCACCAUCUUCCUCAGUACUUGACACUGGAAAGAGGUUUAGGUGUGAUAUAUUAUUUCCUCUUCCUCUCCAACCUCCCUAACAAAUUGAAGUGAACUUGGGUGGGAGAAGGAACCAGCCUUUUGAUGCCCAGCCAAGCAGCAGACUUAGUUAUUUAAUGGCUGCAGGCGGUGGUGGGGAAGUUUAUAUCCAUUGGUAUAGACUGCUAUGGUGUUUCUGGUGUCUGUGCCUGUCAGACUCCACUGAAUUAGGGCUCUGCUUUUCCUUUGGAAAGGAGCCUUCCAGAACAGUUGGCCCCUCAGUGGCAUGGCACGUGCAGAGGGUCCAUUGUCUCUCAGGCUGCUGGGUAGCAAGUGGGACCUGUGAUUUUGCUCAUGUGUUUUAACACUGGCUCACAGAGCUCUUCAGGUGUGCAGGUGAUGCGCUAGACUCCUGGUAGCACUGAAAUGCUGAGCUAGCAGAAGGCAAACUGUAGUAGCAUUUGAUGGAAACAGGCAGAAAUCCUCCAUGGGGACAAGUGUAAAGCAGGAGAUUUAGGUGACAGUGAUCCAGACUAUCUAGAACUGGUUUCUAAGUUAACUAUCCAUUCCAUUCAUGACCCAGGAAAGAUCUGUAAGUUGUUGGGAGAAUGUUCCCUGAUAUGAUUCACUCAGGGUACUGCUGGAGCCGGAAAGUUUAAUCAAAUGAUGAGCACCAGCCUGAACAGUACAGAAAACAGAACAUUAUGGACCCCCUGUGCAAAACUGAUUUGUUUGUACAUGGACAGUGUCUUCUAUCUGUCUUGUUGCCAUAGCUUAAGAAAGACAUGACAGAACUAGAGAAGAAUAUCGUAGGCUUGAUAUAAAUAUUAAAGUUCUCCAGGUUGGAGAGCAAGGUUAAAAACAUGGCAGUUGAAGUCCAUAAAAUUGUGAAGGGUGAAUGUGAAUUAGUACUCCAAAAUUUUAAGAAGAGUAGAUUCCCUUUAAAGCUGGAAUGGAGUGAUGAAAAGCAAGUGCCCUUUAGCACAAUGAAGAGUAAGCUUAAGGAAUUUAUUACUGUCUGUAAGUGGUCUUACUCACAUAUAUAAUUGGGGAUCAGCAAUAGCUUAGGUAAAUGCAUGGAAGAUAGGUCUAUCGUGUCAUUAAAGAAAAUAAGAAGUGCUUUGGAGAGCCUCCCUCAACAUUGAGGAAAUCUCCUUGAGAAGAGCAUGUACCCUGGCUGGGAAAUGGGGCUGACCUAAUGUGGCAGUUCUUAUGUUCCAUUGACAAUAAACCGUGGCGUGCUGCUAACUUAUUUUUUGAAAUUAUUUCAUUUUUAUCCUUAUAGCAACCCUGUGGUUUAGGCCAGGUAGGUAUUAUUCCCUUUUCACCAAUGGGAAAAUAGGGCCACAGAAUCUGAUUGAGAAGAAACCUUAAAGGCCUUCUAUACCAAAAAUUUCCAUCUCUGGUUUUUCCAUCUCUUUAGUUAAAAUGUGUUACCCAGAAAUGUAUACAGUAUUCUAUAAUAUGCUAAUUUGUAGUUUGACUAGAGAAUAGUAUAAAUAUUCUAGAUACUUCAGUAUAGCCAAAGAAAACAUUAACUUUUUUUAUUGCCAUGGUUCCCUGUUGACCACUUUUGAACUUGAGGUAAACCCUCAAGAUCUUUCAGAAUGACUAUAGUCUAGUAGUGCUUUCCCGCUCUAGUUUUACUAAAGGUUUUUUUUCCCCCAGCUCUGUAUUACCUGUUAUUAUUCAUAAAACUCUUGAUAAUACAGUAUAGUAAUUUCCUGAGAAUGUUGUGUCUUGUUCAACAGUAGAGGGUGCUUUUGUGUUACUGUAGAAAUGGGUUAAAUAUUCUCAAGAGGAAUCAGAGUGAGGAGGCUAAUGGCAUUUUGGGGAAUAUUCAAACUUGAUGGAUGAGUAAGAGACAUGUUGUCAGACUUGCUUUAAGUUGUAGAAAUGCCAAAUGAUAGAACUUGAAUCUAAGGCUGACUCAUUCAGAAAAUUAAUUCGUAAACUCUAGACAAAGUAUCAACUGUGCUGAGCCACCUUCUAGUGAAGAUACCAUAUCUGUUCCCUAGACCUUCACUUGGGGGAGGGAAUUGUGGUGAGAAUGAAUAAGCUGAGUUCAGUAUAAGAAUCUGAGGUGGGCUAGGCAUUGCUUUUGUCCGUGCAUUGAAACAGUAUGUAUUCAGAUAGGACGAAUUUCUCAGACUUUUCCUUCAAAAUUGUAAUUUCAGGCUUGCGAACUAAAUUUUAUGAAGCAGCCCUUCCAUCUCACUAACCUCAGUAAUACCUUUAAUUUUCCUUGGGUGAAGAUGAAGAUGCCAAGAGAGAUUUGGCAAAUGCCUUGGAUCUCUGGGAAUGUUGGAAGGGGUGGAACUGGAUACAAAAUUUAAGUAGAUGUGCUUUGGUACUCUUCCCCCUUCAGAGCCUUCUGGCUAACCAAAGUCCCUCACCUUACCCCUCACCCUAAUCUGCCUGUUUGCCUUUCCUUUAGGACUUCAUGCAUCAGAAUUGUUUGAUAUACCUUCUUCUUACUCCCACUUCUUUCAAAACUUCCAUAGUAGUAGGUGUUUAGACAAUCUGAUUAAAUUGUAGGAAGCCUGCAGGACUUUAAAAGUUACUGUUUUGUUUAGUCACAAGUUCAAGUAUUAUCUUACCAGUAGCAUGAUUAUGAAUUAUUAUGUGGUUUUCCUGCUCUUGUUGUAUUCAGUCCUGUACAUGGCAUCAUUGUAUUGUUUUUAAUGUCUCAAUGAAAAAAUAAUUGUUUAUAUUUUACUGAUCUUCUACCGAUUGCCCCAGUGUUACAGAAGCCUUAUAGAUGAAGGAUUUUCUUACGCUAUUUAUCAUAUUCAUUUGGGAAAUAUCUUGCUGAGCCUACUAUGUACAAGGCCCUGUGCCCUGCGUGGUGGGGAACACAGAGGUGAAUGAGAUGAAAUCCCUGCUCUUCUGGAACAUCUAGCCAUCAUAUACAUUCUGGCUCAAGCUUGCAAGGAGAUUUGUAAUUCAAGUCCUGGCUUUUGGGAAGCUUGCUUAGGAGGGAAUUUCAUUCCUUUACUAUGAGGCAGAAUGUUAAAGGGCAGUAAGAGAAGCCAUAUGCUAUGUUGGUUCACAGGACAGAGAGACCACUUCCAGUUGGGUUCUGAGAAGCCCAUGUGGGGGAGAGACCUUUUCGAGUUGGGUCUUGAAGGAGGGAAACAACUCCAUCAAGUUCCUCACACCACUGUCUCACUACUACCUGAGAGGACAUCACCCUGAAACUGAAUCUUUGGGCUUGUUGAGAUAACCCACCUGAACUCAUUCCUCAGAUUAUCAAACUCACAUGUUGUCAUACACUGUAGUGGUUCUGAACCCACAGUUGUUACUGUUCAAACUUCAUUCUGUUCCCCCAUUACCCAGUCCCUUACUCCCAUCACCCUCUGUCCAACCCCUCUCAUGUCACACUAUGAAGCUACAUAGCCUUUUCACUGUGCCCUUCAGAAUGCCUGCUUCAUAGGUAACAUUUAUUUUUUCAUCAAUCCACUAUCCUCACCACAGAUGAUUUUCCAAAUUUUUUUUCUGUCUCCUCAAAUCUCCCAUACCUCUCUUCUACUCCUUCCCCUCACCUGAGAACUUGGCCUAAUAUUUUACUGAAAAAAUUGAGACCAUUUGCUGAGAGUUUACCAGUCCCUGUGUUCAUCCUUAGUAGCCUCAUGAUAGUUGGAUUCAAAGGUAUCUGGGGUUGAUGAAUUUGUAAAGGGAUCUAGUUCCCUUUGUCAUCUUGGAUAUAAACUGGUGGUGUCUAUAACUGCCAUGGGCCUCUCAGAAUCAGCUUGUAGUUCUCAGAAGAGCUGUUUUCCAAAGACAAUUAUGUAGGCUCUUUUAUUUCUUAGGAUCCCAGGGACCUGGGUAGUGGUGAGACAGGUUCAUAUUUCCUUGUGCAUGUGAAUGUUUGUAAGUUGCCAAUAAACUUCAUAGGUUAGAUUAAAA
Molecule: messenger RNA, 8222 nt
Organism: Trichosurus vulpecula (common brushtail)
Lineage: Eukaryota; Metazoa; Chordata; Mammalia; Diprotodontia; Phalangeridae
Gene: KANSL3
Product: KAT8 regulatory NSL complex subunit 3
Exons: 22
Coding region: 141-2873 (910 amino acids)
Biological process (GO): positive regulation of transcription by RNA polymerase II
Cellular component (GO): NSL complex
Source: RefSeq, a predicted model, not a curated record